Molecule: messenger RNA, 1513 nt
Organism: Molossus molossus (Pallas's mastiff bat)
Lineage: Eukaryota; Metazoa; Chordata; Mammalia; Chiroptera; Molossidae
Gene: ADIPOR2
Product: adiponectin receptor 2
Exons: 8
Coding region: 171-1328 (385 amino acids)
Biological process (GO): adiponectin-activated signaling pathway
Cellular component (GO): plasma membrane
Molecular function (GO): signaling receptor activity
Source: RefSeq, a predicted model, not a curated record
CUCCCCCUCCCCUCAGCUGUGGCACCCGCAGAGUCCGAGACGUGAGGAGUCCGAGACGUGUGGCGAGGCGGCGACAAGCUCUGGGGUCAACUCACUAUCCUGAAAGUCCACCCUCCCAAGAAGCAGGGACAGAAAGAAAGACCUCUUUGUAAGAAAGGCUUGUGUAUCCCAUGAACGAGACAGCGAAAAACCGAUUGGAGUGCAGCAGGACUCCAGAGCCAGAAAUACGGCUCAGAAAAGGGCCCAAACUUGAUGGUACAAGAGGUAAUGAUGACAACCACCAAGGAGAUUUGGAGCCUGUUUUAGAGGCAUCUCUUCUUUCUACCCAUCAUAAAAAAAGCUCUGAGGAACGUGUGUGUAAUGAUGAAGCUUCUCAGGAAGAGGAGGGGUUUAUGGGCAUGUCCCCUCUCUUACAGGCCCAUCAUGCUAUGGAAAGAAUGGAAGAGUUUGUUUGUAAGGUUUGGGAAGGUCGAUGGCGAGUAAUCCCUCAUGAUGUACUUCCAGACUGGCUCAAGGAUAAUGAUUACCUUUUACAUGGACACCGGCCCCCUAUGCCUUCUUUCCGGGCCUGUUUUAAGAGCAUUUUCAGAAUACACACAGAGACAGGCAACAUCUGGACACAUCUAUUAGGUUGUGUAUUCUUUCUGUGCCUGGGGAUUUUUUAUAUGUUUCGCCCAAACAUCUUCUUUGUGGCCCCUCUGCAAGAGAAGGUGGUCUUUGGAUUAUUCUUCUUGGGGGCCAUUCUCUGCCUUUCGUUUUCAUGGCUCUUCCACACAGUCUACUGCCAUUCAGAAGGGGUCUCCCGACUCUUCUCUAAACUGGAUUACUCUGGUAUUGCUCUUCUGAUUAUGGGAAGUUUUGUUCCUUGGCUUUAUUAUUCUUUCUACUGUAACCCACAACCUUGCUUCAUCUACUUGAUUGUCAUCUGUGUGCUGGGCAUUGCAGCCAUUAUAGUCUCCCAGUGGGACAUGUUUGCCACGCCCCAGUAUCGAGGAGUACGAGCAGGAGUGUUUUUGAGCCUAGGCCUGAGUGGAAUCAUUCCUGCCUUGCACUAUAUCAUCUCAGAGGGGUUCCUGAAGGCUGCCACCAUAGGACAGAUUGGCUGGUUGAUGCUGAUGGCCAGCCUCUAUAUCACGGGGGCUGCCCUGUAUGCUGCCCGCAUCCCUGAACGCUUCUUUCCUGGCAAGUGUGACAUCUGGUUUCACUCUCAUCAGCUAUUUCACAUCUUUGUGGUUGCCGGCGCUUUUGUUCACUUCCACGGGGUCUCAAACCUCCAGGAGUUCCGCUUCAUGGUUGGCGGAGGCUGCAGUGAAGAGGACGCACUGUGACGCCUACAGUAGCCAGGGCUGGGACCCUGAACCGGGGCCGCUGCAGGCCUCUCCCUUCCUGGCUAUUGAUGCCAGUACCAGAGGAGCCCCAACACUUUGACAGCUUCCUGGGCUUGGUGACACCCCAGGGGCUCCAUGUGGCACAUAACUGAGAAAAGAAAAACAAAAAUAAAUCAUACCUCAAA